This is a messenger RNA of Leptosia nina, 3870 nucleotides long. The record is from the annotation of a GenBank genome assembly. NCBI's taxonomy places the organism in Eukaryota, Metazoa, Arthropoda, Insecta, Lepidoptera, Pieridae.
AUGAAAAAGUCGCUCGACAUCGAGCGGAGCGAAGGUAGAGCGCUGAAAGCCCGAUACGAUAGUGCAAUUAGAAAUUUAAAGACUGAAUAUAAGAAGAAAGAGGAACAACUAGAACAACAAUUACGAUCAAUAAGAUCUGAUAAAGGUGAAGACACUGGUGUUAGUAAACUAGUCGAUUUGAAGCGAUUGACGACCGAAAUUCAGUCUUUAAGAGCAGCAAAUAGGGGCCUACAGGAAAAAGUCAAGGUUGCACAAGCGGCGGAGUGCGCCCGCGCUGCGGAGUUGCGCGCGCAGGUUGCCAAGCACAACGCUCUUGAACAAGCAGCGCGAAGAGACACAAGAGCGCAAUGCCACAAAUUGCUGGAGGAAAUAAAAUCGAAGGAGCGUGUUAAUAUUCAACUGAGGAGAGAGCUGGCGAAGGCUACAGCACAGAAUGAACAGGCGCAAAAGAUGGAGUGUGGAACUUCAGAAUUCAGAAAGCGUGGUGAUCAGGGAAAGGAGAAAACAAAUCGAGAAGAUCUGAAAACCGACAUACAACAUAGAAAAGAAACAUUUUAUCGGGAGGCGCCGUCUGAUGGUGAUUCGGCGGUGUCUUCCGCGCCAGCCUCUCUCUCGCCACAGCCGCUCAACGAUAUGUGGUCAUGCGGGCAGUGCCGCAGUUCAGCAGAGCGCGCGGCCAGCGCAGCGCGCGAAUGCACGCGACUGUCCGACGCCCUGCGAGAUGCGCGCGACCAGCUCGAGUUGAUGGAGUUCAGACUCCUCGAGCUCGAAGACGCGAACCCCGAGAAGGGUGCUAGGGACAACCUAACAGAUUCGGAUUCGGGCUGCGUGUCCCCUGGCUCCCGAAUAAAGGACUCGGCAUCACCAGAACUGAAGCGAAUGGAUUCUGGCUACAAAUCCCCGCAUACUCCAAGCAGCCCCUGCAACCCCCGACGACAUCUGAACACGCCGCAUGACGAUUUUAAAGAAGACUUUGCCAAAGCGCAAGUUUUGGCAGAUAUUUUGGAUGGCAAUUCCGAAACCAGUGAUUCCUUGAAGAGUAAUCCAGUGAAGGAACAUCUAGAACAAAUGAUCUUGAAUGCGGCGUCGGCGGAAGACAGAAGCUGUUUGGAGCAAGUUCUGAUGAUGUUGUACAACUAUCAGGCGCUUAGUAGUUCUGUUAGCGAAGAUGAAUGCUAUCAGGGUAAACCGAAGAAAAUAUGUGAUUUAAGAUUACGUUCGGAAACUGACAUUCUAUCGCACAAAACACAAAAGGCCAUCGCGACUGUCACACCGUACCAACAGAAGGGUAAAUCCGAAUCACUAGACAGCCUUUGUGAGGAGAGGAAACCAAAUAACAUAUUGCAAGAGAGCGGUAUAUUCGAGGGAGUCGAAACUGAGACCAAAGAGACUCAGACCGACCUCAACGAUAGCUUCGAAUGCUCCGGUGAAUUGAACACCGAAAUACAACGACUGAAUAGUAUAAGGGAGAAAUUAGAGAGGCAAAGUAGAAAUAGGACGCUUAGUAACGAAGAUUGUUUAGAGUGUAAGUGUGUGAAGUUAGGGAAGAAACACAAGCAGUAUUACGAGAGGAGGCUGAAGUUCUUGGAGGGGAAGAUCUCGAUAUACGAAGCGGCACAAGACGUCAAGGAGUCGAAAUUGGCGCAACGUUUGCAAAAGGAGUUUUUGCUUGAGAAUAGAAUACACGAUCUAGAGUCGCAGUUAGUUGAACUUCAAGACAAGAACCAAAGGCUCGAAGAAGAAUGCUGUGAGUUAGAGGAAAUAGAGAAUGAUACCCGUUUAUAUUGGCAACAGUUGGAAAUGGACUACGAGCUUUGUACGGCACAACUACGCGAUAUGACGGAGCAGCGGGAAUUUUCCAGGGCGCAGGCCGAGCGGAUGGUGCAGGAGCUCAGCGAACGAGAGUGUGCGCUACAGGCCAGAGAGACCGAGAUUUCAUCGAGGUUAACCAGCUUGGAGCGAGCAGUGCCUGCCCUGAUAACAUGGAACGUUAUUCGAGCCAUCGGUGCUACUCUCAACAUGGCGGGCCAGCGGGCACUUAUCAGCCGUAUGGGUCCAUUCGACCAUGAUACAAAGUCCGCAAUUGCCACAAUAAAGCAGAUGCGAAGAGUGGAAGAGAAACCGUGCAGCGUGGUUGUAUUCACUAGCAGCAAUAUCAGACAGUUGGAGCAACAAGUUACAAAAUUAUUAUCUGAGAAGAAAGAGAUAGAACAACAAACAGGACAGGUGAGAAAAAGUCUUGAAGCAAAAAUAAAGAAGCUGGAACAAGAGCUUGAGACAGCAAGGCGGCAGAUCGCAGCUGCUGAGAAUGGUGCUUACGUUAAAAAGGAUAGGAUUGAGGAGAAGAUAGAAGAGAUAGAACAAAAGAUAAGGAAGGAGAAAGAUGAUGAAAAGCUCCCAGCGGAUCCUGUUACGAGCAGCAAAAUUAGAGCACUGCAGCUAAGUGAACAGGAGUUGAAGAACCGCGUGUCUGAAUUGGAGAGGCGAGAGGCAGCGUAUUUGGAGAUGCUGUCCCAAGCAGACGAUAUGUGGGCUGAGAUGGAGGGUGGUUAUAAGAAGAAGAUUGAAGAGUCGCAAGUCACCGAGAGUCAAUUGAAAGGAAAGGUCAAGAAGUUAGAGUCAGAGCGCGAUCAAUGGAAGAAAUGCAUAGAGCCAUUAAAGAAGAAACUAAGGGAGAUAGAAGAGUCGGAGUCUGGUAUGCGGAUAGCGUUGGAAAAGGCGGAGAGGGACGCUAUAGCCCUCAAGACCCAGAACAACCAGCUCACUAUGAUGUUUGGAAAGGCUGAUGUUGAGGCUAAAAAGGCUGAGACGACCUUUAGAACAUUAGAGACUAAAUUUAAGAAGGAAGUCGAACACCUCCGUAAAAUUAACAAGCAAUUGGACGAGGAUCUGAAGAGUCAUCGCGAAGUAUCUAAAAAGACCGAAGUCACGUUUAUGGGAGAUUUGGACUGCAUCAGGAAGGAACUGUCAAGAGCGUGCAAGAACAAUCAAGAGUUAGAAGUCACAAACAGCGAGUUGAAGGAAGAGGUGGAAUCUCUCGAAAAGCAGUUAGCGCUAACGCAGAAAGCAUUGAAUCAGUGCAAACGCAAAUGCGACGAGAAAUUAAAAACGAUGAGCCACGAAUUGUCGAUUAAGACUGAGGAGUUGGAAGAGAUGAGGAGCGAGUCAAUGAGACAGACGUAUCAGUCCAGGGUCGACAUGAAGCCGGAUAGAACGGAAUACGUAGACGAGGGCUAUUCAAUAUACAAUUCAGUACCAAAGAGCGAUUUUGGCAGGAUGCACCACAGCAUGAGCUACAUAACCUCGGAGGCACGUUGCUCUUGUCCAUCCAUGAGGAGCCAGCUGGUUAGCCAAUUGAUAGAAGACCUGUUCGAUAGAAUACAUAACUCAGUGGACGAUGAUCUGAACAAACUGUGCAAAGAGAUCGUUCCGAAUAAGGGCGAAGUGACUGAAGACACCAAGUCGAAGAUCACAAACUAUCUCCUAAUGGCGAUAUCCAAGGAACUCAUUAGGUCUAUUGGUGACGCGGACGCGAAGACUGAUACCGAGGAAUGGCAGCGAGCUGUAUCAUCAAUGACAUACUCAGUGCCGUACAGUGGCAAAGACGCGGAGAGUCGCUGGUGUGGUAAUGCAGGUGUAGUGCGUGGUGCUGCGCGAUUGGCUAGUGUUAGUUGCGCAUGCGCGGCUGCCAGCCUUUGCGCUGCCGCACCACACCUCGCCCCCGCUGUCAAGAUAUGUCAGGAAGAAGUCCUGGAACACGGCGAUGUUAAAAUAAUGGAAGAACAGCUAGCGAACGCGAUCGAGAGUAUAGUUAAUUGUCCAUCUUGUGCGCUGGGUACAAACGCGAUAGUUUGGAGCACGGACGUCUAG